Molecule: messenger RNA, 2173 nt
Organism: Corvus hawaiiensis (hawaiian crow)
Lineage: Eukaryota; Metazoa; Chordata; Aves; Passeriformes; Corvidae
Gene: TMEM81
Product: transmembrane protein 81
Exons: 1
Coding region: 1381-2157 (258 amino acids)
Source: RefSeq, a predicted model, not a curated record
CUGGGAUAGGGAGAGGUGUCCCUGCCCACGGCAGGGCUGGGAUGGGAUGGGAUUGAAGGUCCCUUCCCACCCAGGCCAGUCUGGAAUUCCCAGAUCCCUGAGCGCGCUCGGAGCCAGGCUGGGAAAGGGCAGCUGAACACGGAGCUCCAAGGGGGAUUGGGGCUGCAAAAUCCCCCUCCUGGAGCUUUGGGAAUAGAUCCGGAUGUUCCUUAUGUGCGGAAAAACUUGGAAAACCAAAUCCCUGUGGGAAUCCAGAGCUGCUGAUCAGGAGACUUUGAUUAUGGGAUGCCUUUUCCAUGAAACUCUGGCCAAAAACUCUGAGGAACGUGGUUCUAUAGCUCCGUAGAACUGGGGGGGGAUUCCUCCGUGAGAAACCCUGGAUUUUCCAGGGAAGAACACUUGAGCAUUGUUCUUGGGGAUGCUUGAGCACCACACGGAUCCCUCUGCAGUCUCCUCUCUGAGCGUUUUCCUGGGAUGGCAGCGUGGGAAUGGUUCCUGCGGAUCCAGCAGUGGAGGUUUGGGGUCGGAUCCCUCAGGAAUGGGGGCUGUGCGAGCUCUCCCAGCUCCCGUGGCUCCUUCCAAGGCUGGGAAUGGCAUCCAGAGCCUCACCCGGAGCUUUGGGAGCCCUCAUCUCCCAGGAUUUGCUCGGCCUUCCCUGAGGGUUCUUCCUUGGAAUGUUGGGGGCUGUUGUUGGCUGUGACAUCAGAGCUGCUCCCGUGGGAACGGCUCCAGGGCCUGGUGUGGACACAGAGUGACCAGAGCCAAACCAGCUCGGCCCGGAUUCCCAUGGAUCAGCCCGAGUAGAGGUUGGAAUGUUGGGGUUGGAUCUGGGGAGUGCUUCAGACUCUGGGAUGUGUUUGUAUCAGUCAGGACUGGGCAGGGCCUCCAUAAGGAACUGGGAUUUGGGGAUUUCCUUACGCUCCACAGCGUUAUUUGGGAGAUUCCAGCAGCGAUUCCUGCUGUCAGUUUGGAGUUUGGUGGGAAAAUUCAGCUGGAGCUGCUGCUUUUCCAGCAGAAAUCCACCCAAACUAACGUGGGAGUUCUUACAGAGAGGGGAGAACUUCAUCUCUUAAAUUGCCAAAUACACCCAAAACUGAUGGGAUUUGGGCGGAGUUGGAUCGGAUCCAAUGGAUCGGAACAUCCCGCUGUCCCGUUCAGAGAACAUUCCUGAUGGAAUUCCUGCGAUUCCCACCCUGCUGGAUCCAGUAAUGCGCUGCCGUGCCUUUUUUCAGUUGUGCCUCCAGCUCCACAUCCGGGAGGCCUUUCCCUGCUGGAAGGAUUAGAUCAGGUGGGAUGUCAGAGAUACUCCGAAGAACCUGGCAGGUUCAUGGAACAAUUCCGGGCCCAUUUGAGUGCUGAACUCUGGAAGAACCCCCGCAGAUGGAGCACGGCCCCGUCGUGGCCAUCCUGCUGUGCGCCCUGCUCCGCGUUCCGGCGGCGCUUCCCUCGGGAUCGGAGCCCAUCCUGCUGGGGCUGAAGGCCCGGCUCGUGGUCAACUCCACGCCCUGCAGCGUCACCUGCGGGCUGGGCGUCAAGGAGGAGCGGCUGUGCGAGCUCAGCCCGGCCGGGGAGCGCCGCAAUUGCUCCGUGCUGCGUUCCCGCUGCCUCAGCGAUUGGAUCUGCGGCCUCCGGCACCUCAGCGUUCCCGAGGGAAAACCCCUCCAGCUCAGCUGCCUCUCGCCGGACGCCGCCAGCCUCGAGGGACAGGAUUUUGGCUACACCUGGAGGUUCGCCCGCGGGCUCAUCACCACCAACGACCUCCUGUUCCAUCCCUUCCGCAAUCCCAGCCCUUCCCUGAGCUUUUCCCCGGCUCUGGAGUCGCAUUCCGGGACCUAUCGCUGCGACGUGCAGGUGCUGAGCUCCUUCCAGCUCGUCAAGAGGAUCUACUUUGGCCUCAGGGUGAUCCCUCAGGAUCUGGUGGAUCUCGACUUCCAGAAAUCCCUGACCUGGGAGCAGCAGCUGGCGGCCAACGGGGAGGAACUGGGAAACGCCACCGGCCCCAGAGAGCGGGAGCAGCAGCACUGGGAAGUGUGGGAGAAGCAGGGGGUUUAUGAAGUGGUGCUGGGAAUCGGGAGCGGAGCGAUCGUGGGGAUCCUGCUCAGCCUCGGGCUCUGCUGCUUGGGCCACGUUUGCAGGAAAAGAGCAGCGGAGAAAUGAAGAGAGUUUGAUGCAA